AUGCCGGGUAAUGAGAUUGAGGAAUCGAAGGAGGACAUGAUUCUCCGACAUCUUGAGCAGCUUCUCUACCAGGAGCCUUCGAAGUUAAGGCGAGCUUAUAAGAAUGUUGCGGCCAAUGUCAGGACCGUGCUGGAACGGCAGAUCGUGAAUUCGCUUGCUCCUGCAAGGACUGAUGCAUCGCAAAGGCGGAUGUGUAGAUUCAAGGGCGAGCAUCGUCUUGCGAAAGUUUUGGGCAGCCUUCCAUUGGAGCUGGCACUCUUCACGCUUGCACGCGUGUAUGAUGAAGCUCACAUCAUCUUGUGUCAGGGUAGAGGAGCCGCUAGGAGCGCCACACAGCGACAAGCUGCGGGAUCGCUCCAACAAAACCCCAAGAUUGACCUGAACCCUCUCGUUGACAACUUCAGCGCAGCAAAAGUGGAAGGACAGAUCGUUCUCCUGAACUCAGACGAUCCUGCUUGGCCUUACAGAUUUGAGUGGCAGCGAGUGCCAGAAAUGUCCUUCGACUGUCUCGACAGGCUGUCCUCCCUUGCUGAACACUUACCAGGAGAACGUGGACCUUGCAGAGAGUACGCUGGCAUCGGUGGUGGAGGUGGAUCAGACAUCAUAAGUGCCAGUGCGUUCGGUCAUCUUCUUCGGGAGCAAGGAAAAGAGAUGAAUGUGCUAGUCUCGACGAGAACAUGGGCCACAGGUUCGCAAGGCAAGCAGGGCUCGAAGCUUGGUAUCAAGAGAGAAGUCUACGAUCAUGCGGGCCAAGUAAUGAUCAACGGCAAGAUCAUUCCCGGCACCUUCAAAGUUCAAGAAGGCACGUCGUCAGAGGGACGUGGCUUGGAGCACAUCCCUGCCAGUAAGCAUGAGCAGGUAUACAUUGUACUCGAUCAGAACGGGUCGCGAAGCGAUAUCGCACAGGAGGACCGAGCUGAGCUCAAGGAUCAAUUGAAGGCGGUACUAGGGGACAGCCAACCGCCUCUUGAGACGAUCGCCAUCGUAGAUACCGGCGGCGAUGUCUUCGGUGCGGAUGGCAGCGGCGCAACAACUCCUGACCAGGAUCUACGCGUGCAACAAGCGAUGUGCACGGACGUUUUCGAUAAAUACAACUUGAUUACAGUCGUCAUGGCGCCUGGAGUAGAUGCUCCGGACAAUGCACCACAGAAAGCAUUGGAAGCUGGAGCGAAAGUCUACAGCCCCAACGAUGACGAAAAGCAGCUCCUGCUGCACCUACUCAAGGACGAAUAUCGGAUGGACGGGUCCGAGGAGGGACGCUUCGGGAAAACAACACUGGCACUGCAAGCGCGUUUGAAUGGCGCAGUCGGCUGGACAUCACUCGACCUACCUUGCCACAUCGUGGAUACCUGGGACAACCCCUGGAGCAGCUUCGUCUACAUACGGAAGUGCAUGAGCGACAUCAUUCUCAUUCCGACAAAGCAACUGUUGCCACUAAUUGAUCCAUCUGCUAAGUCCGGCUGA
Messenger RNA from Cyphellophora attinorum, 1464 nucleotides. RefSeq lists its product as uncharacterized. NCBI's taxonomy places the organism in Eukaryota, Fungi, Ascomycota, Eurotiomycetes, Chaetothyriales, Cyphellophoraceae. The transcript has a single exon. The record is from RefSeq and is a predicted model, not a curated record. Bases 1 to 1464 code for a protein of 487 amino acids.